AUGUACUUCCAGCAGUACUGGCGGGACAAGCGGCUGGCCUACAUGGGGAUCCCUCUGAACCUGACCCUGGAUAACCGUGUGGCGGACCAGCUCUGGGUCCCGGACACGUACUUCCUCAACGACAAGAAGUCCUUCGUCCACGGAGUCACGGUGAAGAACCGCAUGAUCCGGCUGCAUCCGGACGGAACGGUGCUCUACGGACUCAGGAUCACCACCACCGCCGCCUGCAUGAUGGAUCUGCGUCGUUAUCCUCUGGACGAACAGAACUGUACCUUGGAGAUAGAAAGCUAUGGAUACACCACAGACGACAUAGAGUUUUACUGGAAAGGAGGUGAAGCGGCCGUGACCGGAGUGACCCGCAUCGAGCUGCCGCAGUUCUCCAUCGUGGACUACAAGCUGGUGUCCCGGAACGUGGUCUUCUCCACUGGUAAGAGCUGGACCGGACUAGACUAG
Knipowitschia caucasica is the source of this 453-nucleotide messenger RNA. NCBI's taxonomy places the organism in Eukaryota, Metazoa, Chordata, Actinopteri, Gobiiformes, Gobiidae. The record is from the annotation of a GenBank genome assembly.